This is a messenger RNA of Saprolegnia parasitica CBS 223.65, 360 nucleotides long. RefSeq lists its product as hypothetical. The transcript has a single exon. The record is from RefSeq and is a predicted model, not a curated record. The coding region runs from base 1 to 360 and encodes 119 amino acids. NCBI's taxonomy places the organism in Eukaryota, Oomycota, Saprolegniomycetes, Saprolegniales, Saprolegniaceae.
AUGCGACUAACUUCUUUGUCGCAUUCGGUCGGCGGCCAGCACGCGCUCAUCGCGGAUCAGCGCUCGUCCUCGGCCUUGGUACACAUCGUAGCGUCGUCCGAGAUGUUCGCGUCUGGAUCAGGUGGCUUCGACCUUGACGCAUGCUCUUGCCGGCAAACGUGCGAAGCGUCACGAGAGCACGCCAUCUCGUUUUCGAUUUCGUGGCGUGAGGGCAUCUGUGCGAGCAAACGAGGCCUCAAAGCUCGCCACGGUGCUUUUCAAGGGGUCGAUGCGCCGGCGUCUUCAGCCUUGCGCUUGGUCGAUGACGGCGUCAGCGUCGGAUACGCCAUCGUUCCGAAAAGUCGUCCAGAGCUUCGCUGA